CAAAUAUUUUGACUGUAGCCUAACACAAAAGUAUGUGGAAGGAACUGAAAACAACAAUUCUUAAUUCGGCCGUGUAUAUUCACAUCCUGAACCAUGACGACCGAGUUUAGCUCGCGUAACACUUUUCGCAAAAAUGGUAUUACCGGUCUGAGCAACAACUCUCGCAAUGUUAUUACAUCGGCCAACCCCUCCGGCGGAAGCAGCGCAGCGUUGCUACAGAAGCAGCUGUCAUUUAAAACACCAAUUGGCUCAAGUCAGUUUGUCAAGCCUGAUGAAAUUGAAAUGAUUGAUUGCUCAAACUCCGAGAACUUGGCAGGUCGCUAUAACAAGAACAAUAUUAUUGGCUGGAUAUGUUGCGCGCCCUGUAUAUGGCUCCGUACCUCUGCUGCAGUUCACAAAAUGGCAAUAACGUCCGCAACUUUAUUAGUCACCACCUUGCUUGUGGCUUCACCGAUUUUAUUUUUAAUUAGUACAGCACCGUCACCUUUACCAAGAGAUUGUUUCAUGGAGGGUGAUACAUGCUUACCCACAAGCUCUGCACCUCCGGAAUGCACUGAAGCAAUCUGUGAAACUGUAUCUGCAAACAUUCAGGCAAGGCUUAAUUGGAAUAAGGACCCAUGCUCCGAGUUCAAGAAAUUUAGCUGUUGGCAAAGCACUACAAACCAAAGCAAUACAAACCUGAUUGACAUGGGCAGUUCCCAAAAGUCUGUUGAUAUUCAAAUGCAGGCUCUAUUACAGAAUUCAAGUAUGAACACGAAUUUUAGAAAACUUGGAGAUUUAUUUCAGAGCUGUCUUAAACUGUCACUAAACUCAACAGCUAUUCAACGCAUAUUUUAUAGACUAGGAGGGUACCUAACUAUUGGCACCCUGGGCCCCUCGUCCAUUGCACCUCUCGUAUCGAAAAUAUAUGAGCUUGGACCAAGUCCACUUGUUGAUAUAUAUUAUGAUCUCAGUUAUGGCAGACGACCGCAUAUACUUCUAAUAAUAAGUGGACCUAGUACAUCAUCGAUAAUUUUAGAGAAUAAAAUACGUUGGAUGAAUCCAAAAGCUCCACCUAGUCGCCUUCGACAAGGCGUCCCAAACCUUUUACUAGACUUAAUAGAUCAAUUUUUACCAAAAGGCUUAUCUUAUGCUCAAAAAGUAUCAGAGAAAGAGACGAUUUUUGAAUUUAUUAAGGAACUUAAUAAACUGCAAGUAGAACAAUCUCGCCGUGGAUUUUGGGAUAGUUCCGUUUUGUACAAUAUUACCAGUUUACAAACUAUGUACCCAGUUCUUAACUGGACUCUACUUAUUCCCAAAAACUGGAGUGGACCUAUAGUUGUACGGAAUGCUGAUUAUCUGAGGGCACUGCAAGCUUUCUUGACCAAAUAUCCAUCUCGAGUGGCACACAACUCCAUGCUCUUAUUAAGUACACUCGAAAUUUUACCAAGAGAUUAUCCAAAUGUGGAGGUGUGCACACGAUCUACAAUAUGGGCAUUGCCAGAUCUUGCAUCAGCUUUAUAUAUUGCACAACAUUAUUCUGAUGAUUCUAAAGAUAUUAUAAAACGUGCCGACAUUAUCUUCAAGUCGCUUAAGGCUCACCUUAAGAGGGCUCCUUCCUUAAAGGGUGCCGCCCUAGUGAAACUUUCAGCACUCAAAAUACAAUCGCAGACAUGGGAAGGAUUUACUAACAUAACAAAAAUUUUAAAAACACUAGAUUCUCUGCAAAUAAACUCCGAUAGUUGGCUAGAAAACAUUCUAGAGAUAUAUAAAAAGAACAAGCUUGUUCCGAGCACAUUGGUAAACUCUGAAUCUAGUUUGCAUAAUGCAUGGGCAUAUCCUAUUGUGUCAACUAUAUUUUACGAUACUUUAAGUCAUUCGAUUGUUGUUCCCUUGUCUGUGAUGUUAAUCCCAUACUUUAACGCCAAGUUACCUCCAUAUCUGCAUUAUGCUUCAAUUGGUGUUUCUAUAGCAAAGGAAAUUUUACGCUCAAUUACCAAAACCUUUGACGAUAAGGCGAUGCGUUGCGUCCCGCACUCUGUGAAUAUAUUUUCAAACUAUAGUCGCAUGGAUAUUUUAAUACACUCUGGUGGAAUGCAGAUUUCAUAUCAUUCAAUGCUAUCUUUGACGGGCCCAAUUAAAGGCAUGGCACGCCUGCCUGGACUCAACUUGACGCCAACGCAAAUAUUUUUCCUAGUUUCUGCUCAGGAACUAUGUGCUGAAUCAAAAUACAUGGGAAUUGACACAAGUGCUUCUGAGUUCGAUAAUAUAUUGGGUUGGCUAAUUGCCCAAGGGGGUAGCGCAACCGAAGUUUUUAAAUGUCCAUCGGGAUCUAUGAUAAAUAUACAAAAAACUUGCAAUGUUCUCUAAAUACACAAAGUUUAAAACACAACUCUAGUAAUUUACCAAACUAGAAUAAUUUAGAUCCAAAUAAUCUUAUUUAGGACUGACAACACAUUAAUACUUUAAAGAUCCAAAUAUCUAUUUCAGAUAUAAAAA
Molecule: messenger RNA, 2478 nt
Organism: Drosophila busckii
Lineage: Eukaryota; Metazoa; Arthropoda; Insecta; Diptera; Drosophilidae
Product: endothelin-converting enzyme 1
Exons: 11
Coding region: 94-2349 (751 amino acids)
Biological process (GO): protein processing
Cellular component (GO): plasma membrane
Molecular function (GO): metalloendopeptidase activity
Source: RefSeq, a predicted model, not a curated record